AUGGAUGGCGACCGCUACAUCUACUCUCGUCCUGUGGUGGUGACGGAGGACCGAAUCAAGGAGGCCUUAGAGAAGCAGGCGAAGCAGAAGGCGCUCAAGGCGGCGCUUGAUCGGCAAGUGCGGGAGACCGAGCGGCUGAAGGCGGAGAAGCACCGUGCCACAGGAAAGCAGGACAAGCGGUGGGGUGACCCCAAGGUGAAUGCGCCGCCGACCUCUUCUUCGGCGAAUGCGGAGAACAAAACGCAGACCGCCUCCCCGGCGGUCACAGCAUCUGUAGCCGGCCCUUCUCCCCCGACGAUGGGCGCCACAGGUGCCCCGGGUGCUGUUGAUUCUACUCGAUACAACUUCUCCUUCCGCAAAGGCCAGGGAACGUUUAAGGUGGAUGGCUCCCCUGCGUGUCGCCUCCAGACUACGUUUCAGACACCUGCAGAAGUCCGUGAGCACGGCGGUGGUGCUGCGCCUCCGGAAACCGGUGGUGAAAACGGCAAGGCUCCCGCCCCUCGAGCACGUCGGCAGCCAGCAUCGCGCGAUGCCAGCAGCGGCGCGGGUCCGCGCAACAGUCGUGGCAGCAGGUCAACGGCUGCCGCAAGCGGCGGCGAAUACCAAACGAACUCGCUGCCUAUCAACUUUAGCAUGGCAAAGGAGGGUGCAGGGAAGAAGGCGCCGCUGCUCGAGCGCCGCCCCAGCGAAUGUGGUCGACCCAGUUGUGGCAUGUCGGGAGAGCGCGGUGGUGGCAGCGACGCAAGCGGGCACAGCAGGAACAAAGGUAAUGGCGGCUACGAUACGCAGUCUUUACCGACAGAGCUCAUCUACAAGUUGGGGCAAGCUAACAGCAACGCCGCAGUGGCCAAGCCGUCGCUGCGUCGUGUAAAGACCCCUUUGCGGGCCCCGUCUAGCGGCCGCGCGUCAGAGCCGCGCCGGCACCAGUCGCCACUGGGUCUUUUGACCGGUGCCGUGUCUGGCAGCCCGAUGACAGGAGGCCGGGAGAACUUCAAAUCAUCUCUCAAUGACCGCACGAGAAGUCCUGACUGGGCCGGCGUUGGAGGCGGUCACCCUCGCUUGUCACCUUGCGGCGGCGGGAAAGGCAUGCCGCUGGUGCUGGGCAGCGGUGGUGGCACUCCAAUUGCGAAGGCUCUGGGAGCCCGGUAUGUGUCACCGCGUCCGACUGCCCGACUGGCUGGUGGCAUCCUCCCUCCGCUCAACACUCACGACGACUCUGACGUGAUUGAGAUGUCUGCCGUGCUCGACGCUGUGACGCCUACUCGCGAGUACAGCGUUAUUGGCGCCGCGACCGGUGCACCUAGCAGCCGCACGCCUGGUAGCUCAGCACAACCAUUGUCUUGCAAGCGGACGAACAGCACCCCUGCCGAACGACCUGCACGUGCUUCGCCUCCGCAGUCCCCGCAUGAUGCGGCGGCAGCGGAGCAGAAGCGUAAACAGGCAGAGCGAGAGAAGGCGUGGGCGCAGCAGGUGAAGCAGAUCAAAGCAGAACUGCGAAAGACACGCGCGAAGGGGCCGGGCAAGGGCGGUAUGAAGCUUGAGGACUGGGGGGCUAUGAGCAAUAUUCCACGGCGUGCCGAGACGGCGCCAGACCCAGCACCGCAUCCACCAAUGCGGGGAGGUCUCGGAGGCGCAGCAGGGGGUGGUGCCAGUGGUGCUGGCGGUUCUCAUGAUCGAAAUGGUGCUGGUAGUGGGGGCAAGAGCAACGUUGGUGGCGGUCGCUCACACCAGGUAGAGAAGAUGGACUUCGCGAAGGCGCACAUCUUCACACGCGAGAACUUCCGGCCGAUCACCGCCCCUGAGGAUGCCACCUCCUACUUUGGAAUGCUGUCGCCGCCUCCCUCGCUCCCACCGCUGGCGAGGGCACCAAAAUUCAAGUCACGCGAGCAGGCACGAGUGAGCAGCGAGUUAGCCACGGGAGCGGAGAGAAAAGAGGAGGCGAUGGGAACCGAGGUGGCCUCCCCGCCAAAUAUCAACGGCAUUCACACCUUUGCGAGCACCGGUACCUCAGGCGAAGAGUCGCUCAAGCUGGCGUCGCUAACGACACGUCAAAUGACGCUGGGACUUCCGGACUAUGGCGACAGCGAUCCCGUACCCAUCCAGUUUAACCACCUCUUAGAGUUUGUUGAGGCUCAAAUUAUCACGGCGCAUCAAGCGGAGAACUUGUGGGACUUCUUUUCUGCGUCGGCGGAUGUGGCGCGUGGCGGUGGAAGUGGCAGUGAUGUUGGCCAUGCGGGGUCGUCGUUUUCGGUCAACAGUGCGCGUGACGUGUGGGGUCGUGCAGCGCGUGGCGACGUGAACGGCGCCGUGGGCGCGAGGAAAUCGGGCACAUUAGAGAUAGCAGUUGUCGACGAGCGACCCGCAGCGAAUGGCGUCGGUGCCACCGAGGGCGACGAAAACGUCAACGGUGACACCGGAAGAGCCUUUUACGCCCCGUACUCUCCUUCGCAGCUUCCGACUCCCGCCGUACUGGCGCCGGCACUGCGCCGCAAGAUCACUCAGCAACACUCGGAGCAGGAGGCAGCGCGGUUGCACCAGCCAUACAAACCACUGCAAAACGGCCCCCCUUGUCGAAGCCCGUCUGGCGCUGGCGGCAGAGGUGCGAACGGUGGCCCAGGUGGCGUCGACAGUGGGCAACGCACAUCGGCACACAUAGCGCGGGGGUUGCAGAAUCAUUUUUCGACCGCAGCCGAGCUUGGUGACGAAGGCGGUGACGGGGAUCAUGUAGGUGCUAACAUGUUCGACACGUUCUCCGAAUUGGUACGGCCCCCGACCUGA
Molecule: messenger RNA, 2778 nt
Organism: Leishmania mexicana MHOM/GT/2001/U1103
Lineage: Eukaryota; Euglenozoa; Kinetoplastea; Trypanosomatida; Trypanosomatidae
Exons: 1
Coding region: 1-2778 (925 amino acids)
Source: RefSeq, a predicted model, not a curated record